AAUGACGUCACAUAUGUGACCGUAGCAUCUCCCGCGCAACUUUCUCCCGCGAACUUGAGGAAAAAGAAAAACAGCCAGCAAAGAAACAUGUCAGGUGUAUUUGAAGCCCCUAAACACAGGAUAAAUGCCUCUAUGCUGUCUCAGUAUGUGAGCAAGCCCGUUUGUUUUACGGGGCGAGUGGAGAAGGUCCACCCGUCAGGAAAGUCUUUCACACUAACAGACGGCGAGGGCAAGACUGCAUCCGUGGAGCUCAAUGAGCCGCUUGAUGAGGAGUUGAGUGGAAUUGUGGAGGUGGUUGGCAUGGUGUCCAACAAAGGCACGGUCAUGGCUGUAGCCUACACCGCCCUCCGAGACGACAAAAUACCCUUUGAUUUGGAGCUUUACAACGAAGCUUUGAAAAUUAUCCAUGACCACCCACAGCACUAUCCUUUCCAGUAGAGAGCCAUCAAGGGCCUGCACUGGCCAGCCACAUCAGCACAGGAGGCUGUACUGCGAAGUGAGGUAACUGGCCAACCCAGGUAUCUUCGGAAGUAGCCACUGAUCUCUUGAAAGAAAACCCUAACAACUAGAACUGUUGUUUCUAGAGUGACAUGUUUGGAGAUCAGAGGUUACUCCUGGGGUUACCUGGGUAACCAGUUGCCUUAUCUGUAGGAUUCCCUUCAGACCUCUGUUACUAGUUACAUCUUUAUACUCAAAGCAUCUCACGGGAUACAUGAUGGUUUUGUUGAACAUGGGGAGCCUCCAUCAGUCUAUUCUUGACUUGGGUCAGAUGUCUGAUUUUUCUCUUAAAAGUAUGCAGAGUAUGGGAAUGCCAUACUCACAAGCUGACAACCAUUUCUGUUUCUCAAAUUGUGUAUCUGAGAAAGAUGACCGAUAUGUACAUUUGUUUUGGGUUUAUUGUUUUACUGUCUUGUAUCAAUCAGUUAAUAACAAAUAAAUAUGUUUGUUUCUCA
This is a messenger RNA of Alosa alosa (allis shad), 953 nucleotides long. It is a transcript of the gene rpa3, whose product is annotated as replication protein A3. Bases 88 to 438 code for a protein of 116 amino acids. Lineage: Eukaryota; Metazoa; Chordata; Actinopteri; Clupeiformes; Clupeidae. Gene Ontology annotation, cellular component: site of double-strand break; DNA replication factor A complex; nucleus. Gene Ontology annotation, molecular function: damaged DNA binding; single-stranded DNA binding. Gene Ontology annotation, biological process: nucleotide-excision repair; double-strand break repair via homologous recombination; DNA replication. The transcript has 4 exons. The record is from RefSeq and is a predicted model, not a curated record.